Molecule: messenger RNA, 2202 nt
Organism: Echinococcus granulosus
Lineage: Eukaryota; Metazoa; Platyhelminthes; Cestoda; Cyclophyllidea; Taeniidae
Product: Protein TRC8
Exons: 2
Coding region: 1-2202 (733 amino acids)
Biological process (GO): protein ubiquitination
Molecular function (GO): ubiquitin protein ligase activity
Source: RefSeq, a predicted model, not a curated record
AUGAAAAAUUUGCUCACUUCUUGGCUGGCCUACAAGGAUACCCUCUACACUAAUGGUCUUUCGGAUGAGUUGACUACGUUCACAAUCGCUCUCGUUUUCACUCUGUUUCUCGUGGCAGUUCUGCUUCCACCAAAACAGAUUCGGACGCUGGGUCUCCUUUGCCUGCCCUUUGUCUUGGCUAUCGCCACUACUUUCGUUUUUGUCCGGCGAUUUAAUGAACUCGCCUUUGACUAUCGCCCAUGGAGUUGGCGCUUUCUCCUUCUCAAGUUUUUCCCCAUUCCUAUGCUAUCCUUCCUUACCGUAUUCGCUUGCUUUCAUCUCUUGCCAGCCUUCUUCCACCGCCGUCAUUUGGAUGAUAGACACCGCUUUCGUCAAAGCGUUUUUCGUGGCUUUAUUGGCGCUUCUAUCAUGCUUCUUCCCGUUAUUCUAUACAUCUCUGUCGCUACUACAAUUGAUCACACCUAUAACAAGGAGUUAUCCACCGGAAUUGCAAAAAACAGCACGCCUGCCGUCUGCAACUACUUCUAUGCUCUAGGUGGUCGGAACAACUAUCUUAUCCACUCCGUUCUUCUGCGCUACUCCGACUGUCUUCAUUCUCAGUCUCUCGCAAAACUGCUCACCGAACUUCGCUUCUCCCUCCUGCCCGAGCUUCUGGCCCUUCUUCUCACUCUCUGCAUUUUCGCUGCUUUCUUGACCGAAGGCUUUUACUUCCGCUUGCAGGUGGCGCUAGAAGAGCAGUUAAUCCAACUCUCUAUGGAGCCCUUUACCUUUGUCACUGAUAACUGGAACCGUCUUGACGUACCCUCUAUCUUCCUCUGCUUCUGGCUCAUUAAACUCUUCCUUAUUGUCCUUCUCGGUGCAUCUUUCUGGCCUAUCGAUGCUAAGGUCAUUGAACUCCUCUCCCGUGCCACGGAUGAGUACGGUAUGCCCAUCAAACACUCCCUCAAUUUCACCUUUCUAAGUGCUUAUGCAAAUGAGGAAAACCUCAUCAAUUCAACUAGUCUUUCGUACCGUCUGUCCUCACGCUUUCUUACUGGCGCUCUGGCUAUCGGUGCAGAAACUUGGACUUCUGUCUACGGUGCUGCGGUGUGUGUGGGGCUUAUUUCGGGUUUUGUUGUCAACUUUCUUGCUUUUUGUGUCGAUCCUCUCGGUGCGAAUAUCGCUCAACUCAUCCAGACGGCGGAGGUAGCGCCUGUUGCAGCAAAUCCCUGGAUCCCUAUCGAGGAACAGCUCACUAGCAACGAUCAUAUUGAGGUGACUGCUGUGGAGUUGUUGCAAAACACUAGUUGGAGCUGUGUCAUCCUCUUCGUUUUCCUCGCCAUCCAGUACGACCUGCCUAAUCUCACCUCGCAUCAGCGUAUUUUCUGCUUCACUCACCUCCUUAUUGUCAUGGGUUUCACAUGUGUCUAUCCCGUGGAGUCUCUCGUCAAGGCUAUCCUGCUUCGUCUGGGUUUACCGGGCUUGGAUUCACCCUGGAUUGACCACCUCAUCCCAUUGCUUUUCUGUGCACUAAUGAUUGGUCUCUCUGGUUGCGUGUUUAUCCACUUCCCCGUCUGGCUUUCCUACCUUCCCUACACUGGUCGUGGGUACCAAUCAUUGGGUGGAAAAUCCUCUCUAACUGACGCAGCUGGUGGUGUUGGUGGUGGUGGCACCGUCUCCGCGUACACUGGCUACGCUCAACGUCUCCGCACCUACCUCUGUGGAGGUCAGCUUCUUCUGGACGUAACUUGCACCCUUUUCGAGUACGCGCUUCAUCAAGCCCAUCAUCGUUGGCCUCUGUGGACGAGAUUCUACAGUCUCCUCGCCGCUUCUCGGCUCUUCAAUAUCUUUGUCAACUACCUUAUCUCUCUGCUCUCAGUACUUGUGAUUCUCUGGCUUAUAUUCUACGAGUCCUUUGGAGUGUGUCGGGUUUUCAUCCUCAUAGUUCACGUCUUCUUUGUCCUUUAUCCGGCCACAUGUCGCGGCUUCUUUUGGCUGCGGACCCAGCUCUUCCUCAAAGACACGAUGGCGUCUAUUCCAGCCCCGACAUCGCAGCAAUUGGAUGCGUACGCAGAUUGGUGUGCGAUUUGCUAUGAGGCCAUGUCGGUGGGGAACGCCAAGCGGACGCUUUGUGGGCACAUGUUCCACAGCAAGUGUCUCAUGCAGUGGGUCCAGCGACGUCCCAUCUGCCCUAUGUGCAAUGCUGACAUUUUUGCCUCGUAG